Nanorana parkeri is the source of this 884-nucleotide messenger RNA. RefSeq names its product olfactory receptor 2M3-like. The annotation marks the transcript as partial. NCBI's taxonomy places the organism in Eukaryota, Metazoa, Chordata, Amphibia, Anura, Dicroglossidae. Gene Ontology annotation, molecular function: G protein-coupled receptor activity; olfactory receptor activity. The transcript is spliced from 2 exons. Gene Ontology annotation, cellular component: membrane. Gene Ontology annotation, biological process: G protein-coupled receptor signaling pathway. The record is from RefSeq and is a predicted model, not a curated record.
AUGUCUAAUCACACCGUGGUCUUAGAAAUUACUUUAGUUGGAUUUCCCGGUCUGCCUGAUGCAUUCCACAGCUCGGUAUCAACCAUGAUGUUUUUCACCUACAUGAUAUCGCUGACCGCCAAUGGCGCUGUCGUAGGUUUGGUCAUUUUUAGCGAGCGCUUACAUCAGCCCAUGUACCUGAUCAUAGCCAACCUCGCCGCCUCCGGUCUGCUGUUUGACACCGUGACUUUACCAAAAAUAAUUACCAGGUAUUGGUUUGGAGCUUCCACCAUUCCCUUGAGUAUGUGCCUGUUUCAGAUCUUCUUGGUUCAUUAUCUUGGAAGUGUGGACUCGUUCCUGUUGUUGCUGAUGGCUGUAGAUCGCUAUGUGGCCAUCUGCCACCCACUACGAUACACCUCUGUCAUCACCAAUAAAGUGGUCACCAUUUCCUGUGGCUUCUGCUGGAUCAUUUUGGCGUCUUCCAUGAAUGUAGUCAAUACUGUUCUAGCGUCACAGAUCUCCCUGUGUGGAACCAGCAAGGUAGAUAGCUUGUUUUGUGGCUACACGGCCUACGCGGCCUUAGCCUGUACUGAUAUAACAAGCUCGAGAAAGUGGGUUUUUGUCAAUUCUAUGGUUGUCCUUUUUUUGCCAUUGGGGCUGAUAUUAGUUUCCUACAUCAGAAUAAUAGCGGUCAUCUCAACCACUCGCUCUGAGAGCCUCCAGAGAGCCUUUUACACUUGCGUGACCCAUUUGUUGGUCAUCUCUUUGUAUUAUAGCCCUCGACUUUUUGUCUACAUUGUAAGUGAAUUCAGCUGCGGCGUCUCAGAUGGCAAACUCAACAUGAGGAGACCAGAUUCACCUCCAUAUCAGUUCCUGGACAUGGGACCUUUUGACCUGCUGACAAC